Carlito syrichta (Philippine tarsier) is the source of this 5001-nucleotide messenger RNA. It is a transcript of the gene EYA4, whose product is annotated as EYA transcriptional coactivator and phosphatase 4. Bases 1 to 1851 code for a protein of 616 amino acids. Gene Ontology annotation, biological process: multicellular organism development; negative regulation of extrinsic apoptotic signaling pathway in absence of ligand; positive regulation of DNA repair. The transcript has 17 exons. NCBI's taxonomy places the organism in Eukaryota, Metazoa, Chordata, Mammalia, Primates, Tarsiidae. Gene Ontology annotation, cellular component: nucleus. Gene Ontology annotation, molecular function: protein tyrosine phosphatase activity. The record is from RefSeq and is a predicted model, not a curated record.
AUGGAAAUGCAGGACCUAGCAAGUCCUCACACUCUUGUUGGAGGUAGUGAUACUCCUGGUAACUCCAAACUGGAUAAAUCUAAUCUCACCAGCACAUCAGUCACUACAAAUGGGACAGGAGGGGACAACAUGACUGUUUUAAACACAGCAGACUGGUUGCUGAGUUGCAACACCCCCUCUUCUGCAACAAUGUCUCUUCUUGCAGUCAAAACAGAGCCCUUGAACAGCAGUGAAACCACAACCACGACUGGAGAUGGAGCGCUUGACACUUUUACUGGGUCAGUCAUAACAAGUAGUGGCUACAGCCCUCGAUCGGCACAUCAAUAUUCUCCACAGCUGUAUCCUUCCAAGCCCUAUCCACACAUUCUUUCUACACCAGCAGCUCAAACAAUGUCUGCCUACGCAGGCCAGACUCAGUAUUCGGGGAUGCAGCAGCCAGCCGUCUACACAGCCUACUCACAGACAGGACAACCCUACAGCCUGCCCACUUACGAUUUGGGUGUGAUGUUGCCAGCGAUCAAGACGGAGAGUGGACUUUCCCAAACUCAGUCCCCAUUACAAAGUGGCUGCCUCAGUUACAGCCCAGGGUUUUCCACCCCCCAGCCAGGCCAGACACCUUAUUCCUACCAAAUGCCAGGUUCUAGUUUUGCACCAUCAUCUACUAUUUAUGCAAAUAAUUCAGUUUCCAAUUCAACGAAUUUCAGUGGUUCACAACAGGAUUAUCCAUCCUACACAGCCUUUGGCCAAAACCAGUAUGCACAGUAUUAUUCAGCAUCAACAUAUGGGGCGUAUAUGACAUCAAAUAACACAGCCGAUGGCACAUCAUCUUCAGCCUCAACUUACCAGUUGCAGGAAUCUCUCCCAGGACUGACGAACCAACCAGGUACAGAUCUUCACCCAGGAGAGUUUGAUACCGUGCAGAGCCCCUCCACUCCCAUCAAAGAUCUUGACGAGAGAACUUGUAGGAGUUCUGGGUCAAAGUCCAGAGGAAGAGGCCGGAAAAACAAUCCCUCUCCACCUCCCGAUAGUGACCUGGAGCGUGUGUUUGUCUGGGAUUUGGAUGAAACCAUCAUUGUUUUUCACUCACUGCUCACAGGGUCUUAUGCACAGAAGUAUGGCAAGGACCCCCCCAUGGCUGUUACCCUUGGACUCCGCAUGGAGGAAAUGAUUUUUAAUCUUGCUGAUACACAUUUGUUUUUUAACGAUUUAGAGGAGUGUGAUCAAGUUCAUAUAGAUGAUGUUUCCUCUGAUGAUAAUGGGCAGGACUUAAGUACCUACAGUUUUGCAACUGAUGGCUUCCAUGCAGCUGCAAGUAGUGCAAACCUUUGUUUGCCAACAGGUGUAAGAGGAGGGGUUGACUGGAUGAGGAAGUUGGCUUUUCGUUACAGAAGAGUAAAAGAAUUAUAUAACACCUACAAGAACAAUGUCGGAGGACUCCUUGGCCCUGCCAAGAGGGACGCAUGGCUGCAAUUAAGGGCAGAGAUUGAAGGUCUGACAGAUUCCUGGCUAACAAAUGCACUCAAGUCUUUAUCAAUUAUUAGCACUAGGAGUAACUGUGUAAAUGUCUUGGUAACGACAACCCAAUUGAUCCCAGCACUGGCAAAAGUUCUACUCUAUAGUUUAGGAGGUGCUUUCCCCAUUGAGAAUAUUUACAGUGCAACUAAAAUAGGAAAAGAAAGUUGCUUUGAACGAAUAAUGCAAAGGUUUGGCAGAAAAGUAGUGUAUGUUGUAAUUGGGGAUGGUGUAGAAGAAGAACAGGCAGCAAAAAAGCACAACAUGCCCUUCUGGAGGAUAUCCAGUCACUCAGACCUCCUGGCUCUCCAUCAAGCACUGGAAUUAGAGUAUUUGUAACUGUGUUCUCUAACUGGAGAUCCAUUUUUUUAUAUAUGUAUUUCAAGUACACUGAAUUUUUAUGUGUGAUUCAAUGCCUCUGGCUCGACACAUAUAAAUUGUCUUAAAGGAUGAAAUCAUAUUUGGAAUGAAAAUUCCAGAAGGAAGAAUUCAGAUUGCUGAAUGGAAUUAAACUUUAGUACUACAAAAAGGAAACUCUAUGGUCUUAUAUUUACAACACUUUAAUGGUUUUUAAAAGAAUGUGUGGAGGUUGCUGGUACACACGGAGUGAGUCCUAACUGGAAUGAACAGCUUUAGCAAAGAACUCUUACCCUGGCAAAGCAGCAACACACAUGCUCCGUCUGACAAGGUGGUCAACAACAUUCCUCAAAAUGGGAGAUCUUCUCAGCCCUGAGGUUUGAAACUGACUUUAACCUACCUAGCCCAGAAAAUCUGAAUUGGAAUGCACUCAGACUGUAUAAGGACAGUCCUAUCUAGACCUGUAAUUUGUGUAAAUUAUUGAUGAAAAUAAUUUACUGUGACUUUAUUAGCAGCUGACUUUGACAGUGGAUGCAAUUUUUCUUUCAUUUGUUGGGGAGGGGAGUGGGAGGGGAAAUGGGAAUAUAUUGUCUCUUUUUUAAGUUUGGCAAACAGAAUGUUCAUACUGAUGUGUUGUGCCUUAAAGACAAGACAGCGUUUGUGUGUUACAGUGUAACUUUGGUUAAAAUCUCUGUAGAUAAUGAACAACAAAAACCUUUGUGAUAAUUCUUAACAAUGACCAAAUUUGAAAUUCAAGAUAUCAGAGCUUAAUACUGCAUCAAGCAAGAAACAGAGUUCUUGUUGCAAUAAGAAAACAGUAACAACAAUAAAGGAAAGCUUGUGUUUUAUUUGGGCUCUUAAUAAUUCCAAUAUUGUGUGAGGCAACUAUUUGUGCAUCCAACCAUAAGCAGAAGGUUUGGGAAAGACUGUGGGACCUUUACUUAGAAAGCAAAAUGUAUGUAGAAGUCUCAAAUACCCCUUCUGCAGUUUUACUGGAGAAAACUAAGAGCCAUAUUCAUGACGACUUGCAGUCUUGGGUUGGAGACUUUUUGAUAUGUGUAAGUUGCAUAGAGGAAAAUAUUGUCUUGCAGAUCAUAAGCAAUUAUCACCCAAACUUUAAAAAAAAUGUUGUGGGCAUGGCUUAAAAUUCACAUUGAGUGAACGUGGCUUAAAAUAAAGCUUAGCAUGUUUAUUCUCAAUGCCAUUACAAAAAAUGAUAUGUCCUCAGUAAUGGAAGGCCUAAGUCCCUGAUGGCUUCUGGUGAAGGAAGUGAGUCCUUGAAAAUUUCACCUAGAAUAUCAUCAUAAAUUAGAUUAGCAAGUGAGUUGGAUCUUGGCAAUGUUACUGAAACCACAACAGUAAAAUAAGUACCUGGUUCUCCAUCUGAACACAUCAAUGCAGGUUCUCUUCAUAUGACAAACCUGCGUGUAUUAGUUUUUACCUGUACUGUCACUGCACAGUGGAUGCAUUCAUUGUUGGGAGAACCUGUCAUAGCUGUGUUUGCAUGGUUUUUCCCUUGUGUGUAGCCCAUGUUAGAAACACGAUGCAGGUUCUCCUGUCAUUUCCUAUGACAUGAUUUCCUUUGUGGAAAUUUAAGACUUCAAGAUCUAGGGUAUUUUAAUGGUGUCUGCACCUGCAGUUCUGUGUUUAAAAUGUUAUAACGUGGAUCCUGGAGACAGGCUGCUAGUCAAUACUCAUAACCAGAGGCUGCUGCUUGUUAGUUCAUCAACUGAAGCGUCUUUGGACUAAAUAGGGUCUGUAUUUUGCUCACAGAUCGUGAAAUUCACCAUGGAAAUAUGAUUUUAUUUCUUCAGGCUAUAAAUCUGUAUUUCUUUCCUGAAUGCAAAGGCCAUGUUUACGUUGGGCAGAAAGACAUUGAGAUCCCAAGUUUGCAUAAGAUUGUGAUUUCAUCACAUAAACCUUAAACUUAUUCUUUAAAUUGUGUAGAUUUUGGCUACCUCUGCCCCAAGUACUGUUCCAGACAAAUUAGGUUGUAAUAUUUUUUAAAAAUAACAAUAACAAUAAUAAAUCAUACACUCUUUUGGCCUUUAGCUUGAAAAUAGUUUUAAAAAUUAAAGUGUUGCAUUGAUUUUCAGUACUUAAUUAUUUUGUACACUCAAACCUUAGAUAUUUAUCACUGUGAAUAAAAUUAAAUUAUCUUUAUGGGAUAGCCAGUAGCUUUAAAUGAUGGAAUUGUGGCUUACAUCUAAAUUUUUAAUUAUCUUUCAUAUCAAACAAGCCAAGUUUUUUAUGCUGCUAACCCUGCAGAUGCAGAAAGAAACAGCAUCACCCAGUGCUGUUUCUCACACAUCUUUCUUUCUGAUUUUGUGUUCAGAAGAGGCUGCCAGCGUAAUCUCUAGGUUGAUGGGGAUCAGCCGAACAAAAAAUCCUCUUCCUUUCUCAUCUGAAAAACAAGAAACAAACCAACACACAAAAAACCACCCCCUUCGGCAACUCCCACCUUGUAUUUACUUAUAGAAUACUGUGCCUUAUUGUAAACCAGUUUCAAAAAUGUUCUGUAACUAGAAUGGGUUUUUGGCUACUACAUAUACAAACUUGGUGUCGUCCUAAGAAAGAAAACCACCUUGUGUCGCACCUUUAAAAUAUCAAGACCAUGUCAUUUCAGUAACAAAAUAGGUGACCUGGCUGCAAUAUUACAGCGUACGAUUAAGACAUUAUUAAACCCCUGCAAAAAGUCGCAAUCAAAUUCAGAGGCGAAAACAAUAUUAUAGAAUCAUACAGUUUGUGCACAAAAAGUAGGGAAUAAUCAUCUCUACCUUUUUUUUCUUAGUCUGCAGUGAGCUAAGAUUCAAAGUAGUGUCCACAGCAUGUUCCAGUAUGAAGCUGUUGUUUUAAAGCAUAUUUGUUUAUGACAAGCCUAUGUUCUCAGUGAAUAUGGCAUUUAGUCUUUCUUUCAAAAACAGACUUCAGAAUCAUGAGCCAAAGUUGCAUUUUGACUCCCAACUAUGGUAGUAUUAUAGAAAUUUCACAAAGUCAAGGGUUUCUAUUAUGUAUUAGUAAAAUAUAGAUUAUCGGGGCCUACAUAAUUUAAAGAAAUGUAAAUUAAUAUUAAAAGCUUGUAAAAAUAUGUACAUCUUUACUAUUUCUCAAUAAAUUACCUUUGCAAAUGUU